This is a messenger RNA of Oryza brachyantha (malo sina), 3396 nucleotides long. Its product is annotated as papilin. The coding region runs from base 327 to 3032 and encodes 901 amino acids. NCBI's taxonomy places the organism in Eukaryota, Viridiplantae, Streptophyta, Magnoliopsida, Poales, Poaceae. The transcript is spliced from 2 exons. The record is from RefSeq and is a predicted model, not a curated record.
GCGAGCUCCCCCCUCCCCCUCCCCUCCGUCCCGCCGGAGAAGAGCCCGGCGAGUCCCCCCCCCCUCCGCUAGCUCGGCCGGGGCCUCUCCCCACCACCCAGCGCCUCCGUUCUCCCACGACCGCGGUGCGUCAGUUGGGGGCGCGGGGUCUACUACCUACGACCGCGGGUUCUGACUGCUCCCCGACCCCGGCGAGGGCUCGCCCGAGUACCGGGCGCCGCCGGGUGGAGAUCCGUGCCGUUGGCGGAUGUUAUAUAGCAAUCGAACCAGAUAACACUCAGUCCAGCACUCAAGCAGCCAUAUAGUGUCUUAGUGCAAGAAGCACGAUGCUUGAGGAUUUCUUUACUCUUACGGAGAUGAGGGAUGGCAUUUCAACUGUAGCACGAAUAGGAGAACUGGUCUCUGAGAUCAAGAAGCUGAAAAGUGCUGUUGAACUUAACACAGCUGACUUGACAAGGCAGUGCACAACUGCUGCAAACACUCUAGCAUCCACCAAAAAUGAAGAGUGUCUUCAGCAUUUUGUUCAUCUAAACGGUGUUGGUUUUCUCCAUCAAUGGCUCCAGGAUGCUCAAAACUGUGGUGAGGAUAUCAGCAAUGCAGCAGAAGACCUAAUAGUUGCAGUAUUGACUGCACUGGAGUGUCUUCCAGUUGAAAAUGCACAAAUAACUUCUUGUGGUGUUUUGCAUACUGUUGAACAUCUACUUGCUCAUAGAAAUGCUGAUAUCAGUAAAAGGGCAGGAGUACUUUGUCAUAAAUGGAGCAGCGUACAAAAGUGCAGUUCUGAUGUCCAUGACAUGGUAGUAAAAGCGCAUGACCCAGAUCAGCUUAAACUCCAAAAACCUAGAUUGGAGUCAGAAAAAGAUACAUAUGAUGGGACAAAUGAAGCAGCAAUUGCAGGAGAUAAAUUGAAGUCUGAGGUGAUGGUCUGCUCAACUGUUCCGCUGCCUAAUCACUCUCAGACCGAUGAUAGCAGUGAUAUAGUGAAGCAGACACCGGUGCUUACACCUCCAAACUCUGAUGGAAAUGCCAGUUUAGGUGAUGGGAACCCCUCAGUACCAUCCCUUGCAUCUCAUCGUGGUUUAGAAAAUGUACCUGUGACCGAGGAGUCUUCUGCAACCAAUGAUGCAAAAAGUCGUGCCACGCAACUCUCACCACAGGAUGUAACUACAGAGGCCAAGUCUUCUGGGACUACUAAUCCAGAAAAUCCAUUAGUUAGUAAACAAAUGGAUGUGCAGGACCAAAAUGUUUCUACUAACCUGGAUAUCAAGAAAGUUGAAUCAUUUUCACAAGAUAAGAAGAAUAUAGUGGAAGGCUUGGACCUAAGCCCUGCCUUGCAAGAUUCAUCAGAUGACGAAAGUACAGGCAAAGAUGAGGGGCCUACAUCAUCAUCUGAUACAGAUGUAAAGGGUGCUGUCAAUGAAUUGAGGUUGAAGCGAUGCAUGAAGAGCUUUGGGGAUUCCUCGAAGGUGGUAGACAAGAAAUUGACAGCAGACAAGGGAGAUACAUCAAAACCAUUAGCUGAGUAUGAUGAUACUGAUGCACUGGAAGUAGCUCGUUUGGUUGCUAUUGAGGUAGAGCGGGAAGUCAUUGACUACAGGGGUCCUUUUUGUGGUUCUCCUGAUAUUAAUUCCAGACGGUCUGACAGUCCUGACUUGGAAGCACGCCGGCAGCCUGAACCCCCCAUGGAUGAGCUGAAUAAUGAUAAUAAAUCCUCCACUACAGGGGAGGAUUCAGGAAGUUCCUCAUCUAUGAAGGAGGAUGGCUCAGGUAUCACAGAUGACAGUGGCACUUUCAGUAGAAAACAUACCCGGAGCAUGAAGCUCGGAGGCUUUGAUCUUAAUGAAAAUCAGUGCACCGAGGAAGCUGAUUGCCAUACAAAGUCCACCCUCAGUAAUUCAAUUAAUUUAUCAACUCCUAUAGCUGUCGCUGCUUCAAGAACCUCUUCUGUGUUCCCAGCUCGAUUGCACUUUGAAGGUGAACUGGGAUGGAAAGGUUCUGCAGCCACUAGUGCUUUUCGGCCGGCUUCUCCUCGGCGUACUCCUGAUGGAGAGAAAUCAGUUUCUGCUUCUUCACAGAAAACAAGCAAUGCACUGUUUGACUUGAAUGUUUCUGAGAGUGAUAAUGCUACUGUUGGUGAACCCCUUUCAGCAGCCAUCCUUCCACUUUCUUCUAACCUAGUUCCAAAGGAUGCCUCUGCAACUGAUGACAUGAAUAGGAGCCUUGAACUUGACCUUAAUUGUCCAUGUGAUGAUGAGGAAGCUGCAAUAACUACAAGUAAUGUACCAUCAUUCUGGAAUCAGCAACAAUGUAAUGGUGAUUGGAGUCACCCUUCUUCCUCUUCAUCUUCAAGGCAACCUGCAGUUAGGAACUUCGACUUGAACGACAACACCCCAAUUGUGGAUAGCUUUUCCCGAGCUGUAGGUGAGCCCUCUGUCAAGACUUCUGGGAGGGGUGUAUCAGACCAUUCUGCAGUGACAAUUCUGGGGAAGAGAAUAGUUCUAGGACAGAAGGAACAUAUCCAUCAAAGCGAGCAUAACUUUCUUGGGCCAAGUUUGGAGUUAAGAGAUCCUGCAAGAACCAUACAGUCUUAUGCACAUACACCCCCUGAUUAUGGUGUAGUUAGCUAUCCAUCUCAAUCUGCUUUGUCUUUCCCACCAUUCUACGCACCAGGGACUGUUCCUUACAUUGUUGAUGCAAAAGGCACGCCAGUUAUACCUCCAAUGCCAGGUUUGGGUGUACCAACGCCACCAAGCUUAGGUGUGGGCACAUCUCAUCCAUCUUUCAGCAGCAGAGCAAUCCCACCCUCAUCGAGUGAAUUGAGCUAUUUUCACCCUACCAUGGAUCUUAACUACGGAAGAUCAUAUGAAGGUGGACGCAGGGAAGGUGCAAGCUAUUGGCCUGUGUCUUUCCAAGGGCAGACCAUGUUUGUGGAUGAGCGCAUGGGUAACAUGUCACAGGGUGGCAGUUCUGGAGUGCCUGUAUUGAAGCGAAAAGAACCAGACUCUGCUUGGGAUCUGUACUCACGUCGCUAGGUAUGAUGUUUGUCGCAAAUGUAAUCGAUUUUGUUGUUUAUUUAUUUGGUUUGUUCAAUGUACCGUUUACUGCGGCACCUUGGGCAUUCUGGAGUAUUUUUGGCACCUAAAAUUAGGUCCAGUUCUAUUAGGUUGGAAGACAUACCACAGAGAACUGAAUAAGGUCAGCUACGAGUAGAUUUCAGAGAUGUUGACUUGCCAUGGACAUUGUUGGCAGCUGAAUCCCCUUGUGCAGAUUUGGUUCUUUGUGAACUUAGCUUCUUUUAGUAAUCUUAAUAUAGCCAAACCACUGUAUGCAAAGCUGAAUUUAUGUAUAUCAUUGUAGAACUUAUAAUUAAUAGAUGAAUGCUUCCAGUUUGUCCUA